This is a messenger RNA of Danio aesculapii, 1850 nucleotides long. RefSeq names its product ATPase H+ transporting V1 subunit C1b (gene atp6v1c1b). Gene Ontology annotation, molecular function: proton-transporting ATPase activity, rotational mechanism. The transcript is spliced from 13 exons. Bases 196 to 1341 code for a protein of 381 amino acids. The record is from RefSeq and is a predicted model, not a curated record. Gene Ontology annotation, biological process: proton transmembrane transport. Gene Ontology annotation, cellular component: lysosomal membrane; vacuolar proton-transporting V-type ATPase, V1 domain. Lineage: Eukaryota; Metazoa; Chordata; Actinopteri; Cypriniformes; Danionidae.
ACGAAACACAAACCGCCUCCGAUCAGCUGACUAGGAGUGUGAUGCUGUUUGACGGGUUUUCAGCACAGCGGCUCAAUUAACUGUGCUUUCAACGAUGUUUGUAUAAAAUACUUUGCAGGUUUAGCUGAUUAUCUUGUAGUGUACUUGGCUGACUCAUCACAUCGGACCUUUUCUGUGACCAUCUGAGCCGUCAUCAUGACAGAGUUCUGGUUGAUCUCUGCUCCUGGAGACAAGACCUGUCAGCAGACAUGGGACAAGAUGAACAUGGCCACAGCUGAGUCCAACAACCUGUCCACUAACAACAAGUUCAACAUCCCUGAACUCAAAGUUGGAACUCUGGAUGUCCUCGUAGGGCUGUCAGAUGAGCUUGCCAAAUUGGACUCUUUCGUGGAGAGUGUGGUGAAGAAAGUUGCCCAGUACAUGACCGAUGUGUUAGAGGACAGUCGAGAUAAAGUCCAGGAGAAUCUGUUGGCCAAUGGAGUUGAUCUGGUUACAUAUAUUACCCGGUUCCAGUGGGAUAUGGCCAAGUAUCCCAUAAAACAGUCCCUUAAGAGCAUCUCGGAGAUCAUGUCCAAGCAAGUGACUCAGAUUGACAAUGAUCUUAAAGCCAGAGCUUCAGCCUAUAAUAGCCUAAAGGGCAGCCUGCAGAGCCUGGAGAGAAAGAAUGUAGGGAGUCUUUUGACUAGGAGUUUGGCCGAUAUAGUCAAGAAGGAAGAUUUUGUGCUGGACUCUGAAUAUCUGACUACUCUUCUUGUAAUCGUUCCAAAGACAAACUAUCCCGAGUGGCAGAAGACGUAUGAAACUCUUUCUGAAAUGGUCGUUCCAAGAUCAACAAAGCUUUUAUUCGAAGACCAAGAAAGUGGGUUGUUUAGUGUCACGCUCUUCACGAAGGCCAUUGAUGACUUCAAACAACAAGCACGAGAGAACAAGUUCAUGGUGCGCGAUUUUCUCUACAAUGAAGAGGAGAUGAAAGCAGACAAAGAGGAGAUGACGCGCCUCUCCACCGACAAGAAAAAGCAGUUUGGUCCUUUGGUGCGUUGGCUGAAAGUAAACUUCAGCGAGGCUUUCAUCGCAUGGAUACACAUCAAGGCACUGCGGGUUUUCACAGAGUCGGUCUUAAGGUAUGGACUGCCAGUCAAUUUUCAGGCCAUGCUGCUGCAGCCCAACAAGAAGAACGUAAAGAAACUGCGAGAAGUUCUGAAGGAUCUUUACAAGCACUUGGACAGCAGUGCUGCUGUUAUUGAUGGAUCUGUGGACAUCCCAGGUCUGAAUCUCAGCCAGCAGGAGUACUAUCCAUACGUUUAUUACAAGAUCGACGCCAAUCUCCUCGAAUUAAAAUAGACAUCAAAUUGACCAUUUCAUCCUUUUUAACCAACACUGACCCUGAUAAUUUAUUAGUAAACACGUAUUGUUCGUUCUGUCUUUAGCUACUACUAAUCUCUCACUGUCUAAUUUAUUUAUCAUUCCAGCAACUUUCAAUGAAGGAGUCGGAUUUCUCUGUCUGUGUUAUUGAUUUAAUGUGUUUUCAGAUGAAGGAUUUUCAGGGCUUUAAUAUUUGUCCUUUUGAGGGCACGUCAGGUCCAACUUUGAACACUCCUCGUUCACUGAGCCAGUAAUGGUUGUGCAUGGUGUUGUUUUUCAUCUUCAGUUGGUGCUCACUCUGUGCCAUGCGCGGGUAAUGCAGUGAUCAUGUCUAGUUGUGUUGUGUGAAGAGCUACUGUGUUUGUUUGUGUUUGUGCUACUGUGAGAUUAAAUGUAUUUAUAUUGUCAUUGGGCAAAGGUGAAAUACAAGACCACAAGCUGAAUGUAAAGACCAAUCAAAGUCAAUAAACUUAAGUUAUAGCACAUUA